GGGGUCGGGGCAGGGCCGGAAGGUGACCUGCAUCAUGGCCGCCGCGCCGCUGCUGCGAGACCGGCUGAGCUUCCUGCACCGGCUCCCGAUCCUCCUGAAGGGAACGUCCGACGACGACGUGCCGUGUCCGGGCUACCUGUACGAGGAGAUCGCCAAAAUCUCCCACGAGUCGCUGGGCAGCAGCCAGUGCCUCCUGGAGUACCUGCUGAACCGUCUACACAGCGGCUCUGGCCGCGUGAAGCUCAAGGUGCUGAAGAUCAUGCUGCACCUGUGUGGCCACGGCUCCUCCUCCUUCCUGCUCAUCCUCAAGCGCAACCCAGCCUUCAUCCAGGAAGCGGCAGGGUUCACGGGGCCCCCGGACCCUCUCCAUGGGAACAGCUUGUACCAGAAGGUGCGGGCGGCCGCCCAGGACUUGGGGAGCACCUUGUUCUCGGACACCCUGUCCCCUCCUCCCCCCUCCCAGCCUCCCAGGGCCCUGCCUCCCGCAGGCAUGGGCUCCCAGUCCCGGCCCCAGAGCGCCCUCCAGGGCUUCGGCUACAGCAAGGAGCCCGGUCCCACGGGUUCCACGGGGGGCGCCUUCCUCACCACCCUCCAGAAGGCCGCAGAGGCGGUGGCCAGCGCCGUGCGCCCUGGGCCCGGCGGCCCCGGCUCCCAGGGGCCCCAGCUGCAGGGGGACGCCUACCAGCCUGCUGUGACGCCUUGCGCCAGCCAUGGCCACCUCGCCCCUGGAGCCCUCCCGGGUGCCCGAGCCGCGAGACACCAGCCGGGACAGGCGGGCGGGGGCUGGGACGAGCAGGACAGCAGCCCCGGCUCUCAGGGUUCUUGCCAGGAGAACGGCCGGGGCAGGGCCUCGGGCUCGGGCACCUGGUCGGGCAGUGACAGCCCCUCGGGGGCCAGCGGGGCGCCCAGCGAGCAGGCUGAGAGGGUGGAGGCCAUGGCCCUGAGCGACUGCCAGCAGGAGCUGAGCCUGGUCCAGACGGUGACACAGGGGCCACACCCCUCCCUGAGCCCAGAGGAGGCUCAGCGCUUCAUCAAAGAGUGUGGGCUGCUCAACUGCGAGGCGGUGCUGGAGCUGCUGACCCGCCGCCUGGGCAGGCCCGGCGAGCAUGCGCAGAUGAGAGCCCUGGGUGCCAUCGCCGCCCUGGGGUGCACGGACCUGCUCUCCCAGGAGCACAUGCUGCUCCUCGCCCGGCCGUGCCUGCAGGAGCUCAGCGCCGGCAGCCCCGGGCCCGUGACCAGCAAGGCCACCAAGAUCCUGAGGCAUUUAGAAGCCUCCUGCCGACAGCAGGCCGCUGCCCGGAAGCCACUGGCCGAGCCCCGCCCCGCCGCCCCGCGUGUGGGUCCGGCUGACCUGCUGACGGACGCUGUGCCUCUCGCCGAGGGCCCCGAGUUCCUCCAGCCUCUGAGUUCAGCCCUGCCCUCCCCCAGGGGCCCUGCAGCCCCUCCCGCCCUGGGUGGGCGCCCCAUCCCAGCCCUCGGGGGCACCAGGAAGGCCGAGCCCAGACUAGCAGGUUCCAGAGACCAGGAGGCCAGACCCGAGCAGGGCCGGUCGGGCUCGGACGCUCUAAAUGGAGGACCGGCAUCGGGCCCAGGCCCCAGCGGCUGCCUGAGGGGCCCGGGGGCCAGCAGCGGCCACACGUCCUUGUUUGCUGGCAUGGAGCUGGUGGCCUGCCCCCGCCUGGUGGAGGCUGGGACUGGUGCCCAGGAGCCCCCACAGCCCCCGUGGACCUUGUCACACAGGGUGGCAGCCCCAGAGCCUCCUGGCUCAGAGCCGUCGGCUUUCGCCUUCUUGAACUCAUGACCCGGCUGACUGCGCACGGUCCCCUCCGCCCUCAGCCCGGCUCUGCGUCGGCCUCUCCCUCACCCUGAGGCCUCAGUGCGGGGAGCAGCCCAGCCAGGUGAGCACGGCGUGGACAAGCCGUCCAGGAAUGAGCAGGAGCCACGAGCUCGCCAGAACCACGUGGAGGCGGGGAGCAGCUGGCAGGACUCGUGGAGUGGGUGGGGUGCAGAGCCCCCCAGUGUCUGCAGGCCCAGGGGCUGAGCUCCUGCCUCACCGCCAUCUGGUCUGGCGACCUGAGCACUGUUUGUCCGCGGCAGAGGGGCCCCGCGGUCUCCCUGGAGGGCGGGGAAGGAGGGGGGCUGGUGAUUGAGCUCGGAGGCCAGACGCUGUCGAGCUGUCUCAUGGGGGACGUGUCCGGAGGGGCCAGGUGCAGACAGCCCGGCCACCCUGGGCUGCCUCGGUGCUCCCCCUCCUCCCAGAGGCUGGCUCUCCGGCCUGGGACUCCUGUGGCGCAGGGAGGCGGGCGGCAGGGCCUCGGGUCCCUUGGAGCCUCACCUGCCUUGCUCUCGGAAAGAAGUUUGUGUGGAUUUGAACCGCUGCUUGGAUCUCUGUUUGAGCUCAGAGCCCUCCCUCUGCAGGAGGCCAUGGGCAGCCACACCCCGGGCCCUGCCUGGGGCCAGCCCCCCGUGUGACCGCGGGCGCCCUCUGCCGUGGCUGCUUCCUGCAGAGUGUGCAGGGCGGCCUCGGGGAGCUUCCUAAAUAAACCGGUCGUCUCACUGA
Messenger RNA from Eptesicus fuscus (big brown bat), 2560 nucleotides. RefSeq names its product TEPSIN adaptor related protein complex 4 accessory protein (gene TEPSIN). NCBI's taxonomy places the organism in Eukaryota, Metazoa, Chordata, Mammalia, Chiroptera, Vespertilionidae. The transcript is spliced from 13 exons. The record is from RefSeq and is a predicted model, not a curated record. Gene Ontology annotation, cellular component: trans-Golgi network membrane. The coding region runs from base 35 to 1801 and encodes 588 amino acids.